Caretta caretta (loggerhead turtle) is the source of this 12303-nucleotide messenger RNA. RefSeq names its product ArfGAP with GTPase domain, ankyrin repeat and PH domain 1 (gene AGAP1). Gene Ontology annotation, molecular function: GTP binding; GTPase activator activity; GTPase activity. NCBI's taxonomy places the organism in Eukaryota, Metazoa, Chordata, Testudines, Cheloniidae. The record is from RefSeq and is a predicted model, not a curated record. Gene Ontology annotation, biological process: activation of GTPase activity.
CCUGCGUGAGCGUGCCGCGGAGACGGACGCGGUAGCUCUAGCGGGGCGGCCGAGCAAGGCUCUGUGGCUUGUGGGGUGCCCGGCCCCUCCCCCGCCCCCCUCGGCUGCUUGCGGCACCGGGCACCACAGCGAGGCCGGGGCCGGGCAGCCGUUGGGGGCCAGGAGCCGCCGGUAUCCGCCCCGCUUCCCCGUGCGGCUGGGGCCCCCGCGGGCCGCCGCGAUGAAGUGACAGCGGGCGGGCUGUGCAGUGCGGCUGCCGGGCGGCCCCCUGUGCCCGCGGGGAGCGGGUGGCGCUGCCGGCGCGGACCCGAGCCGAGCGGCCGCGCCAUGAGCUACCAGCAGCAGCUGGCCAACUCGGCAGCCAUCCGCGCCGAGAUCCAGCGCUUCGAGUCCGUGCACCCCAACAUCUACUCGGUCUACGAGCUGCUGGAGCGGGUGGAGGAGCCGGCGCUGCAGGGCCAGCUCCGCGAGCAUGUCAUCGCCAUCGAGGAUGCUUUUGUAAAUAGCCAGGAGUGGACACUAAGUCGAUCUGUACCAGAACUGAAAGUGGGAAUUGUGGGGAAUUUAGCUAGUGGCAAGUCUGCACUUGUGCACCGGUAUCUGACUGGCACAUAUGUCCAGGAGGAAUCUCCUGAAGAUAUGGAUGCAGGUGGGAGAUUCAAGAAGGAGAUAGUAGUUGAUGGACAAAGCUAUCUGCUGCUGAUUAGAGAUGAAGGGGGCCCUCCAGAGGCACAGUUUGCCAUGUGGGUCGAUGCUGUUAUAUUUGUCUUCAGCUUAGAAGAUGAAAUAAGCUUCCAGACAGUUUACCACUACUACAGUCGUAUGGCUAACUAUCGUAACACUAGUGAAAUCCCAAUGGUACUAGUGGGAACCCAAGAUGCUAUAAACUCUAAUAAUCCACGUGUUAUUGAUGAUGCCAGAGCAAGAAAGCUGUCGAAUGAUUUGAAGAGAUGCACUUAUUAUGAAACCUGUGCUACUUACGGGCUGAAUGUGGAAAGGGUCUUCCAAGAUGUUGCCCAGAAGAUUGUGGCAACAAGGAAGAAACAGCAGCUUUCAAUAGGCCCCUGCAAAUCUUUACCAAACUCUCCAAGUCACUCGUCUGUGUGUUCUGCCCAGGUUUCUGCUGUACAUAUCAGCCAGACCAGUAAUGGAGGAGGGAGCUUAAGUGAUUAUUCCUCCUCUGUUCCAUCAACUCCAAGCACCAGUCAGAAGGAGCUACGGAUUGAUGUUCCUCCCACUGCCAACACUCCAACACCCGUUCGUAAACAGUCCAAGCGCCGCUCCAACCUCUUCACGUCUCGGAAAGGGAGUGAUCCAGACAAAGAGAAGAAAGUCCUGGAGAGCAGAACAGAUAGCAUUGGAAGUGGCCGUGCAAUCCCAAUUAAACAGGGUGUGCUGCUAAAGCGAAGUGGCAAGUCAUUGAAUAAAGAGUGGAAGAAGAAAUACGUUACCUUGUGUGACAACGGUGUACUGACUUAUCAUCCCAGUUUACAUGACUAUAUGCAGAAUGUUCACGGAAAAGAAAUCGACCUUUUGAGAACUACUGUGAAAGUGCCAGGAAAGAGGCCACCUCGAGCGACGUCAGCUUGUGCACCCAUCUCCAGUCCCAAAACGAAUGGCAUGUCCAAAGACAUGAGCAGUUUACACAUCUCUCCUAAUUCAGGAAAUGUGACUACCAGUACAUCUGUGUCUCAGAUGGCAAGUGGGAUCAGUCUAGUCUCCUUCAACAGUCGCCCCGAUGGUAUGCAUCAGCGCUCCUACUCAGUUUCCAGUGCUGACCAAUGGAGUGAGGCGACAGUCAUUGCAAACUCUGGCAUCAGCAGUGAUACUGGUUUGGGAGAUUCUGUGUGUUCAAGUCCAAGUAUAUCCAGCACCACAAGUCCCAAACUGGAUCCUCCUCCCUCCCCUCAUGCCAACAGAAAGAAACAUCGUAGGAAGAAAAGCACGAGCAAUUUUAAAGCUGAUGGUAUCUCAGGCACUGCUGAAGCCAAACGCAAAGCAUGGAAACUAAACCGUGUUGGUAGCCUGCGAAAUAUAUACAGCAGCAGCAGCACCAACACUGAAGAACAAGAAGAAAACUUUGAGUUUAUUAUCGUUUCCCUCACCGGCCAGACGUGGCACUUUGAAGCAACUACAUAUGAAGAAAGAGAUGCGUGGGUACAAGCCAUAGAGAGUCAGAUCCUGGCCAGUUUACAGUCAUGUGAGAGCAGUAAGAAUAAGUCCCGACUGACAAGUCAGAAUGAGGCCAUGGCCCUUCAGUCAAUAAGAAACAUCAGAGGCAAUUCUCACUGUGUGGACUGUGAGGCACAAGACCCUGACUGGGCCAGUCUGAAUCUGGGAGCCCUCAUGUGUAUCGAAUGCUCAGGUAUACACCGGAACCUUGGCACGCACUUGUCACGUGUACGGUCACUUGACCUGGAUGAUUGGCCUAUAGAACUCAUCAAGGUGAUGUCAUCCAUUGGGAAUGAGUUAGCAAACAGUGUCUGGGAGGAGAGUAGCCAGGGACGUAUGAAACCGUCUUCAGACUCCACAAGGGAAGAAAAAGAACGCUGGAUACGUGCUAAAUAUGAACAGAAGCUCUUCCUUGCACCGCUGCAGUGCCUGGAACUUUCUUUAGGCCAGCAUCUGCUACAAGCUACAGCUGAUGAGGACUUGCGGACUGUCAUCCUGCUCCUGGCCCAUGGAACCCGGGAAGAAGUGAAUGAGACCUGCGGAGAUGGGGAUGGGCGCACAGCCCUUCACUUGGCAUGUAGGAAAGGAAAUGUAGUGUUAGUUCAGCUCUUAAUUUGGUAUGGCGUGGAUGUUAUGGCCCGUGAUGCCCAUGGGAACACGGCUUUAGCCUAUGCCAGGCAAGCCACAGGCCAGGAAUGCAUUGAUGUUCUCCUGCAGUAUGGCUGCCCUGAUGAGCGCUUUGUUCUGAUGGCUACUCCCAAUUUGUCCAGGAAGAACAAUAACAGGAACAACAGCAGUGGAAGAAUGCCCACCAUCAUCUGAGGAACGUGCUCAUUUCUUCACUGACCUGAGUAACAUCCGCAGCCUCAUACUGCUCCAUUUUCUUCACAGCUCUGACCUGUGAGUCUUAUACCUCCGCAUCUCCCCUUUCCCCUCAAUCUCUGUCCUCUCCAGAAAAAUCACAUCUGGACAGUGUGAAGUGACCAGAGGAGAAAAGGGGGCUGCAGAAACCAUUUAUUUUAAUAAAAGGUCUUGAAUAAGGAAAACUGAAAAAGAGAGGGUUUGUGAGAGAGAGUGGUUGUGAGGUCUCUAAUUAUAGCACGACAUGGGACCAUUUUACUAGUUGUCUUUAGACAGAGGUUCUAGAAGUGUUGAAAGAGAGGUUGGAGGGAGAAGAAAGGAGGAGGAAGAGGAGAAGAAAGAAGAAAUGGUAACUUUCCUUAACUGACAGUUAAGCAUAUCAGUACAUUUCACCUCUACCAAACGGAACACUUGGAUUUCAUUCUCUUCUCCGAAGAGCUUGACGGCAUAAAUCAGAAGCAAGCACAGAGUUUGUCAGGUUUGAAGUUCCUAUGAUGGUAUGUGUCAAAUCAGUUGUAGCUAAUCUGUCCAGGGAGAAUACUGGCUUCAUUACACUUGUAUAGUUGAGUUCUUCCAGCAUUACUGCUGUUUAAUAGAACAUGAUUAGUCAUCACGGAGAAAAAAGCAUAUUAGCUGAGGAGGUAGUUACAUGGCACGCUUCGGUGAUUGCUUGGAUGUGAUUGCAAUAUUCUUAGAAGCAUCAUAUUAUCUCAGACAUGUUCUUUCAAGCCCUUGGAGCCCUCCUUUCUAAAUUCACUGUCAUAAUUUAGUAUCUGUUUAAUUUUUCAGUCCAAAGAGAGGAAAUCGGUUGCUGAGUGUUAUUUGACUGCAGUCUCCUUGGUGUAAAAACAAAAUGGAAAAAAUAAAUAAGAAUAACUAUGAAACACAAAAAGAAAUAAUGAAUACUGCUAAGGAAAAACAUUUCAAGUACAUUUAGUAAAAUAAAUAAAUGCAUUAAAGGCUACUAUUUUUUUCAGUCACAAGAAAUAUGUUAUGUCAUUUUGCCAAGUAAGUGUGUUGAGUUUUUUGAUCUCUCUUGUGAUGCAUUGCCUAAAUUAUACAGAUUUUGUAUUGUGUCUUUAGAUUAUAUGUAUGUAAAAUCUAUUUGAAUAAACAAGUUCAUAAAUAUGCAUUGAUUUUUGUACAGACAAAUGACACCUCUGUUAAUUUAUAAAGUAUAAUGGAUGUGAACGAAAUAAUGUGCAAGUAGUUAGGAUCUGAGGUUUACAGAUAAUUGCACAUUGAAAAUAUUCCCAGCAGUGAACUGUAUUUCCAUUUGUUUGAUGCAAACCUUUGAAGAACAUAUCGGAAUGAGAGGAUGGCAUAUUUGGCUUACCAAAAAAAGGUGUACAGAAUCUAUUAGGAAGAAAAGGAGGAUGUCUCUCAGUAGCGUAAACAUAUUUUACAUUAGAAGCUAUGAUGCUUUCACAGACCGAGACACAGCCUGGGGGUGGGAGGAGAGAUCAGAUUUGUCUAAUAGCUAAACUUAAUGUCGUUCUCUGAGGUGGGCAUGGCCUGGCUCCUUUGACUCUCAACUUGGCUGCUUUAUGGUGCAACAAUGAUUUGUGGAAGGAGUUUGGACAGUUCAUCCAUCUGCCAGUUUUAAUACUUGAUUCAAUAUUUUGAUAGCACUAGACUGAUGCUGGUUUCUGAAGUCUUCUAAAAACUGAAAUUGUGGCACAGAGAAGUAGAUUGCAAGGUUUCUGGCAAAAAGAGAAGUGAUUUUUAAGUAGCAUAUGGUAAUAUGAAGGUGGGAGAAGGGUGUAUUUCAGAGAAAGUUGAAAUCUGAUCCGAAUCGUGGCAGAGGAACAAGUGCAUGAAGUUGGUCAGGUGCACACAGCACACAAAUUUGCUCAUCUGCCUGAUCUUCUUGUAUUUCAUGAGUUUCUGCACUUCCUGGGGCUCUGUAUGUCUGUUCAGGUCAGAAUGGGAAAAGAAAAUAAUAAAAUGUAUGUGGACAAAAUGCGGGGGGGGGGGGGAUUUUAUAUCCCAUGGGUGUCCAAAAGGGGCAGGUUUGGCCCAAAAGCCAUAGUGAUCAGGUGAGAGAAGCCCCAAGGGCUCAAGCAGGUGGACAUUGAUGGGCUUUCCUGGUCCUUUAGAAUUCUGCUUUUAUGCUUUGUUGCAAUAGGGACAUUUAAAGGUGAAUGGAAAAAGCUUUGUGUUCAUUUUACCAGCCUAAGCUGGCAGCAUCAUGGGUGCACAUGUGCAUUCAAAAUGAUAAAGCUAUUUUUUGUUUUUUUUAAAGUAGUUUGCAUCAUGGUGCCUUCUUUACUCACAAUCUGCCAUCUGGACUUAGAUAUUGACAGUUGUCUUCCUCCAACCUUGGAUGACUUCGCUAACAUCUAGAACCGAACAUGAAACUGCACACUCAGCAUUCUGCUGCUGGGUGUUGGUGAUUUUACCAUCUGUGGCAGGCGACUCAGUAACCUGAUCUCAAGUCUCUUGGCAGGCCAGUGAAGUAGAAAUUGAGAGUCUGAUUUCCAAAAGUGCUAACCAGCCCGCCUCUGUUUAAAAUACUUUGUUUUAAAACAAGUUGCCAUUUUUAAGCCUACAACACAAAUGCUUUUAAAAGCUGGUAUUCUUCUAGGUUUAAAAUGCUUUUCCAUUCACCUUUCAAUUAUCUCUUUAAACCAGUCUUCCUAGCAUGAAACACACAAGGGCAUUGAGAAAUAAGGGGAACCGGGCUAAAUUGUAACAGGUUUCUGACAUUGUAGAGGUCCAUCAUAUCCUUCUGUGGUAAAGGAGGACAUUCAGAAAUUGUAGCAAAGGAGUCUUUAGAAAAGGAAACUCUACUGUAUCAUAGGAAGGAUGGUUUAUUCAGACAAACAGAAUAUUAACACACUACUUUAGAUAAAGCAGUAACACAGUUGUGUUUAAAUUAGCACAUCUUUUUCGUAGACAUAUUAGUAAGGGAUGAUAAUAGCAAUGUAGACCAGUGCUUUUGUAGAAUAUGAGAUAGCUUACCUCUUUCUAGUGGCAUAUCCCAAAAGUCAAGGGAUGUCUGCAGGGAAGAUAUACAGCCCAUCCACUUGGUGGCAUUCUCUGUGAAAGACUGGGAAGGCCACCCAUACAUUGUCCCUGGAGACAAUGUAAUGCUUACUAGAUGUGGAAGGCUUGUCAUUGCUUUGAUAGAUGUGGUUUAGGCCCUGACAAAGCUAUGUUUUUUGUGCUAUCUAAUAUGCAUACCUGUAACCAAUUCCCCCUCGCCUCCCAUUGAGAUGUGAGCAGUAGCAGAAGUGUUAAUGAGGCACAAGCUAUCAUAUGUGAGCAGAUUCAGGUAUAUUUGUCUCCCAGGAAGUUUGCAUCCUCAGGUACAUAUUCAAGGAAGAUUGGUCAGAAAUGGCUGGAAAGGGGUAAGGCAUUGCUUGGCCUUUGGUCUCUAGGACUCACCGUGAGAGGCAAUGUGACAAGAUCAGGCCAGUGUGAAUACCAUCCCCUGCUUGUUGCUAGCUCUCUGUCUUGUACAGUGUAAUUAAUAUGCACUGUACUUAAAGAAACAACAAAAAUCUUCUUACCUGGUGUUCCAGUCUCUCUCCUAAGUUUAAAGCUAAGAAAAGUCUCAUGUUUUCCUUUGUAAGAUAGACCCCAUUUUACUUCCUUCACACACUAGGGUACAAGGUGCCCAGAGCUGAUGUUUAACAAAUAUUAGCACCUGUUAGUCAUCUCCCAGAUAUCCAGCAGAUCUAGUCUGACUUGGAUUGGCAUUAGAAACUGAGAUUUGUUGACACUACGCGCUUAUAGGUGAUGUGGUAGCAUUUUGCAGAGGGUGAUCCUGACCCCACCAAGACAUUGAAACACAAAGGAAUACAGUAAGACUUCUAGACUCCACGGUAAUUUUUUUUACACUAAUUCUGCUCUUUUAACCUGUCCACUUCAGUUCCUCACUUUUGCUUUUAGCCCCUCUUCUUGCAAUUCUGGAACCCACUUGCCAGAAUGUUUACGCCUUUUGAGCGUGUUAGGAGCAACUUAAAAACCAAUUGAAGGCCAGGCAAUAAGAAAUCCCAACAGAAACAUGCUGGGGAGCUAAAUCUUCUCAAAUAAAUAUUUCUCAAAUAAUGGAGAUCCAUAAUGUCACCCAUUCAACCCUUUUCCUGCUCCCAUUAUCUUCUUUCCUAUCUCCUCUGCAGUUUAUCCACAAGUAAUAAGACACUAAAAUCAAAGCCAUCUUUGCUUUUAGCAUUGGCGUUUCCAUUCUAUUUAUUUGAAUCCAAUUGCUGUUGAACCAUAGAGAUGAGCCUGAUGUACAACACUGGGGUCUUGAUGUUCCCAGAGUUUGGAAGGCUGUUUCUCAUCUUGUAGACAGAGGGGCCAAAUCCAAACUUCUGGAAAGUUUUAGGAUUUUCCAGAUCAAGGGGUUUGGUCAGGGAUCCUCUCUGUUUAAUAGAUUUCAGUUUUAUUGCUAAAUGGGGGCAGAAGAAUAAAUGUGUCUUGAAAGUGUUGGUGCAUUCUGGUUCACAUGCCAUUUAGAAAGCUGUUUAACUAUUCAUUGGGAAAGGGAGAAGAUUUUUAGGCAUUGCUACUUAGGUACAGUGUAUAACUGCUGUGUAAAUAUUAAUACUGUUUAUUUUGCAUCUCUUUCCCCCACCUCCUUCAAUUAUACUUUGUAGGGAGCAAAGAGCUUCCCCUUCACUUGAUAUGAGAUUUGCUCAUGGGAAGGGGAAGUUGAGUAAAAUAGGAAAGAAGCUAGAGAGAGAAUACAUAAUGUUAAAUACACUCCCCUAACAAUUGUAUCUAGCACUACAAUGUACCAUUAUUCACGGGGUCUGCACUGAGGGUCCAAUUUGUUGCUAUUUUCAUCUUUUAUAUUUGUAAGGUGAUCAGUGAAGUAAUGUGUGGGUUUAAUAAAGUAGUAGUAGCUAAGACAAGCACAGAUUUCACAAAAGAUUUCUAAAUAAGUGGAUUCCUUCACUACUGUCUCGGGGAGCCAUGUUUGCACCCCAAGAGGGAACAGGUGUUCAUUCAAACUAUUGCUACUCUACUUUAAGAAUUCAAAUGUAGGGGGACCAAAUUUGGGGCAGUUUAGUCCUUGCUUGGGAAAAUGCUGAUGAUUCCCUUGUUCAUGUUUUAUAUUAAAGCACCUUUAUUUUCCCACAGUGAGCUGCUUUUGUCAUUAGUGUGGGGGAUCUCUGACCUUUGCUUCAUUAGUCUCGGACCCCUGAUUUAUUUUAACUUCUCUUCUUCCAUUUUUGUAGAUUUGUCGUUUAGAAAGGCAAUCUUUGGCAUUUUAUCUGUUUGCUCCAUGUAAAAGCACUCCAGGUCACAAUGCUUUUUGAUGAAAGAAUAAAAUAACACUAAUAAAUCUCAAGUUUGAAGUUGUGUUUUUCAGAUCAGGGUUUACCUCUUGCAUAUUGAACUACAAGAAGAAGAGUGGUUCAGUAGUUUUAGUUUGAAAGGGCUCUCCCAUUUGGAAAAGAUACAGAUUACAGAGCCAAUUAUACAAGCCGUCGAUUUGUCAUUUGACCAUGUCUGGUUUGGUUGUCAUGAGCCAGGUUUAUUUUAGGUCACUGGUGCUCCCGUCUCAUGGCGCCAAGCUUCAUUUGACUGAGUUCACGUCACAUAUUUUAAGCAGAGGAGAUAAGGGGGUUUCAGCAGCAAUUAGUCAUUUUGGGUACAUCCAUUGGGAAUUUCAGAAGGCUGGGUGCCCAACACGCCCUGAAAAUAGGGCCCUCAGACUGGGUCCCCAAAAUCGCCAGUCGCUUUUUUGGAAAUCGUGGCUUUUGCUGUUUUAUUUCAUGUGACAGCAAUAUGUGGGUGAAUUCAUUCCCUAUACUUGUCCUCUGAGCAUUUUAGGGACUUUUGUUUAAUGGGCAGAUAAAAAUAAACAUCCUUCAAUGUUUUAACAUGGUUAGCUUUCUUAUUUACAUCUAACGUUUCCAGCACGUCCACUUGACAAAGGUGAGAUUCACUGACUCUCAAAAGUUUCGUCUUCUCUUUUGGCCGCCAACCGCUGGGUGUUUGUAUUGAAUGCCCACUGCUCAAAGUUCUAACAGCUGAGGUUUUGUCAGUGCUCCAGAGCUAGUCACUUUCAAUGUAGUAUGAAUGUUAGAUUAAAAUGUGAGGGAGAAAGUGGUGUGGGGUGUUAUAAAGGUUUUAUUGGCAUGAGUUUGGAAUGACCGUAUCAUUGACCAGCAGUGAUAACACCAUCAGGUACUUUAUGUGGCCACAUAUUUUACAGAAAAACUGAUCAAUGAUUUCUGGUUUCUGCAAAUAUCAAUGGUACAAUUUUUCUUGUAUCCUUCCACCUUUAAAGCUAAGUUGUCUAAGUCAAGGUGGAGGAUGGGAAAAAGGAAUACAUUUUAGAAACCUCUUGAAAUUAUCUAAAACUUUUUAUAAGUCAUAAUAUUGCAGCUUUAGUCUGAAAUUUCGUGUCUUGUCACAGCUAUAAACAGAUGCUCUAUCUGAUUAGAAAAUUGGGUCAGUCCUUGCUCCUCUCCAGUAGCAUUUAAUCUUUUCCUAGUCUUGAUGGACCACAAGAUAUGGGACCUUAAACCUGCCACUGGUGGAGGACUUAACAUUGCCGAAACUGGAUAAGGCCAGUGUAAUUCUCAAAGCUAAUUCGACAGUUAAGGUGGGGGGAAUGUGCAGCAGGUUAAUUGUGGGGGGUUUUUCUUAUACAAAUGUAAUGGUGGUUGUUUGGCAAGCAGCUCAGUGAUUUGGAAUCUUAGAAUGAGACCCAGUAGAGUUAGAUUAUUACUGGGCAGAGUGCAGGAGAAACUGGCAAAGUUGCAAGAUAUAGGCAAUGGAUGGAUACUACUAAAUGUAUGAAACAAAAAUAUUCUGCAGUCUGUGUAUGCAUAUGUUAAUAUAUACAUAUAUGCUAUAUAUAACACAUGCGAUAUAAUUUUAUAUAUAGUGUGUGUACAUAUAUUUACAUAUAUGCAAAUCUAUAGUGAGUGCCAGGGUUUCAGUUAGGUGUGCAUAACUGCAUAUUUUCACAUUCCUAAUUUAUAUGCGUGAAUAUGUGCAUGCAUGAAGCAGGUGUCUGCAAGCAUAAAUGAGGCAUGCACAGAACUGUGGCUGCCCAGUCAACAGUAUACACUGUGUAUGUGGAUAUAAUUAGGCAGAAAGAGACAUAGACAGUGGUACUUUUGGGUGCCCAUUGAACGUAGGGGGCUCUUAGUUCAGAUGAUGGUGAGGCAGACAACUGGUUGUGAGCAUCGAUUCAGCUCAUUCAGAAGACUCCUUCAAACUAUAGGUGCACGCAGUGUCUUUAUCAAAAAAACCCCAAACUCACCACUCGUCGCGGGAUAUGCCAACUCUACCGUGAUUUAAAAUGGCAUAGUCAGCCCACUGGGUUAACCGCUGUGGCCUAGGCAGCCAUAGUGGUGUGUUUCUAUUCUAUGAAAGAUGAGCAAAAUUCUAGGGUGGGAAAAAGAUGCAAAAGUUGAGAGCGGGCUCACCAGUCAGAAGCCGAUUUCGAUAUAUAUAAUUAUGGGGAAAGUGCUGAGAACUUCAGCUGACUGGCUGAAUUGAACUCUGAGAAUGACAGUCUGACCUUCUGCAGCUGUUUUAAAUUAAUGCCAUUUGAUGUCUUACUGCCACUUACAUAAUGUGUGUGUGGUGUAUGUAUAUAGGAUAGUUCAGGAAUCCACUCUGAGGAAGAUGUUUAAAAGAGCUCUCUCCAAGUUGAUAGUUUCCUUAGACCUCUCCCUGCCCUUCCCUUCACAUGUUUGUUAGCUAAAUUGUGGCAGUAUAUUAGUUUCUGAAGAGAUGGUAAGCAUUGACUCUAGGGUAUGUUAAGGCACUGCAUAAUAGUGGGCAGUGCAUAAAUAUUAGAUAAUGAUUCACACCAUUGCUUUCAGUGACCAUUUCAGUUUAUAAUCGUGGUAGGGGAAAUAAGUUAAAGAGAGCUCAAACCUGAUAAGGUAAAGAUGCCAGUUCUCUGCAGUGAAGGGAGGUAUGUUGGAAAACACAGCUGUGGGGGUGUAAUCUUUUUUUAAAUUUUUUCCCUUUCUUAUACCUAAAAAUCCUCUAGGAUGGGAUAAUUCUUCUUCAAAAUGACUGAUGUAUUCCAGGCUUGAAUUGGAUUCAAGAUGCACAUUGCAGGUCUGCACUGCGUCCACUGGGGUCAUUUUGCCAAUCCACCGAUAAAGUCUGACUGAAGUGUCUCUAAAGCACAGCCCUCUCCUCUGUGGAAAUAUAAGGAUUCCUGAGCCACAGAAUGAGGGAUACAAUUGGUCCAAUCAACUUUAUUUUUUUUUAGGCUAAAGAAAACUUCAAGAUAGUUUUUAAUUGUUACACAGUUUGUACAGACUGCACAAAGUGAGAGGGAAUAUGUGGACUGAUGGUCUUUUUAAACACUUGUUAGGGAGUUGUGCUGUUUAGAAAAGAUUCGAUAGCUCUUUGUAGUUUCUCACUUCGUCUCUCCUAGAUUUAAUGUUUGGUGUGAGCCCAGUCCUGCAGCCUUUACUGUGGCAAUCCUUCCAUUGGCUCCAGUGGGAUUUAAGCACAACCUUAGGUACUUUGCUGAAUCAGAGCCUGAGUAAGGGCUGCAGAAUCAGGCUGUAAAUCACAAAGGGCUAAAUUCUGGACUCAUUGAAGUCAAGGGGAGUUUUGCCCCUGAGAUCAGAAUUUAGCACUCAAGCCAGCCAGCAUGGCUUAUAAGAUUCCCAUUGUUUUGGAAGACCCAUUGACCACCAGUUUGUGGUGGUUAAAUAUUUGAGUUUUAUACCCUGCCUGAAUGCAAACCUUAGAUUUUUAAACUGUUUUACUGUUCUGUCCCAUUCAGCCAUCAAACCCUUUAGUUUCCCUGCAUUGUCACAUUGGCAUGUUUCUUAAAGUGGGGUUUGGGGGAGGGGGGAAGGGAGCAGGUGAAUGGUGAUGCCUGAGAAAUGUUUCUUGGGUAGAGGCAGGAAAUGCCUAGCACACAGCAGACUUUAUAGUAUGUUUUUUCUGUUUCUGUAAAUAGUCAUGUAUAAAUGACAGAGCAGUGUGGAAAUUAUUAAAAGAAAAAAAAAGUCUCUUCUGUUGUUGUUUUUAUAUUACCUCAUUCAGCAAGUUUGUUUUACAAUGACGCAAUGAUGCUUUAUUUAUAUUGUUUGUACUGUAAUUAAAACAAUUGACAGACAUUUCACUUUGCUUGUUGUUUCAUAUGAUCUUGUUUUGAUUAAAUAUGCUGGUUUGUAUUAUGUUUCCCCUCAACCCUUGCUCCACCUUGAGAUUUUUGUGUCAGCUGUACAGUAUUCUGAGUUUUUAAGAAAAAUGUAAAGUAAUGCAGAGAGGGACUGCCAUACUGUAUAGGUCUCUUUCUAAUAAAGAUGACAAAACAUA